UCAGUAUGCAUAUAAACUCGGAGUUCAUGUUUUUAUUAUAUCUUUUUUAUACCUAUGCCCCCUCUAUUACGUCAUUGUAAACAAAGCCAAACGUGUCGUGCCGUUCGGGUCAAACGUUUGUCGCAGGAAGAACGUUUGUUUGCUCCUGAUUUUGCAUUCUGUUGGGCGUGACAUUGCUAAGAAGUAGAUGUUAUGGAUUCCGAUGAGGAUUUGGCAAGAAAACUGCAAGCUCAGUUUGAUGAAGAGGAAAGAUUAGCAAGGGAGCAAGAAAAUGAAGAUGCCAUCUUUGCCCAGACCUUAGCAUCACAGUCACAUGAUAUGUCUGAGAGUGAUGAGGAUGUGGUGGAAGUGAACAGGAAUGAGGAAGUGCCAGUGCGUGAAUUAGUUGAUUUAGACAGUGAUGUUGAAGAUGCUGAAAAGGAAGAAGGGUCUUCCUUGCAGAUGAUAGGUUCAACAUCCAAGACCGUUCCUCAGCACACCAUAUCAGACGAUGAAACAGACAUUGAGGAUAUUGAAACUGAAUCUAAUUCUAAAGCUACAGAGAAGCUACAAUAUUCUCCGAGUAAAGAGUCUUCGCCAAAGAAAACACCAGUUCCUGAGCACGCCUUAUCAGAUGAUGAAACGGAUAUAGAAGACUUAGAACUACCAUCUGAAGUGCCGAAGAAGAUAAACAAAGCGGAAAACGACCAGGCAGAUUCAGGUUCAACAGUUACAGAGAAACAAACAAGUAAUUCUCUAACAAAGAUGAGGUCGGGGCAUCACAUUUCUGAUGAUGAUACUGAUACGGAGGAAUUAGCUGUGCAGGCUGAAGUGGCCCAACCCCCUAAGACAGAGAAAGAGAAUGAGAAGAAAUUGUCAGUGUCAGGCAGCCAGUCGACUCCCUUGAGGAAAGAUGGUUCCAUGGAACAGGCAAAUUCUUCAAAGAAAAGACCUGUAUGCAAAUUUGGUGCUGAUUGUUACCGUAAGAAUCCAUGGCACUUGGAGGAGUUUUACCACCCACACUUAGAGGACAAGGAUGGUGCUGGCGCUAAGAGGAAGUCAGAAUCAUCAAACAGCAUAUCAGAGCCGGCAGAAAAACGUAGAAGGGAAUCAGAUUCAGGGAGCUCUGCAAGGAAGGGUUCAUUUUCUAACAAAAACAUGCCCUUCCCAGCACGCCUUGCAGCCAGCAGCCCUUUCAACUUCUUCGUGAACAAGAGUUACAGUAUAAAGGAGACUCACGAAGACCCACUGAGCCUUGUCUUUCCCGACCUCCUCAAUCCGAAGCUGGGUGAAAUCGUUGAAUCUGUACAGCUUAAUUUCAUGGUGGACUUGGAAUUCCUGAUGACCAAUUAUAAGGCUGGGAAAAUAGAGAGCAAACCUCUGCUUGUGAUGUAUGGCCAGAUGGAGGGCAACCCCAGGGACUACCCAGCUGUAACAUGCACAAAGGUAAACCUUCCUUUCCAGUAUGGCACACACCACACCAAGAUGAUGAUAUUUGAGUACACAGACAGCUUGCGUGUAGUUGUCCACACAGCCAACCUGGUACCUAAUGACUGGUACGAGAAGACUCAAGGCUACUGGAUAUCGCCUGCUUUUCCUUUGCUGGAGGAAGGAAAGGCAGGGCUGUUGGAUGGAGAAUCACCAACACGUUUCAAACGCGAUUUGGUGGACUACCUCACAUCAUACAAAGCCCCAGAUCUUACAAGGUGGUCACACAUCAUUAAGAAAUAUGACUUUACCAACUGCAAUGCGGUGUUCGUGGGCAGCAGCCCAGGGUACCACGCGGGAGAGCACAAGGACAAGUGGGGUCACAUGAAAGCGCGCAGGGCCAUUCGGCAGCAUGGUGGUUCUUGGACCUCUUCUGUGCCCGUUAUUGCUCAGUGUUCGUCUAUAGGGAGCUUAGGGAAAGAUGCGAAGUCCUGGCUUAGUGGAGAGCUCGGGAUGAGCCUGACGGGAGCGCCUGGUGUCUGUGCAAGCGCUCCGAAGGUGAACGUGAUCUACCCAAGCGAAGAUGACGUGCGCAACAGCAGUGAGGGUUGGAUGGGGGGCUCGUGUCUCCCUUACAACUCUGGGACGCACGCCAAGCAGACCUGGCUCACUGAGUGUAUGCACUGUUGGCGCAGUGACAGGAGAAAAAGAACACGAGUCAUGCCACAUAUCAAGACCUACACCCGCUUGAAUAAGAGCCAGUCAGCUGCGCAGUUUUUCCUCCUGACUUCGGCCAACAUCUCGAAGGCCGCCUGGGGUACACUCCAGAAGCAGAACACACAGUUGUUUAUUAGAUCGUAUGAAGCUGGAAUCUUACUUCUACCCAAGUUCCUUACCGACACCUCUGAGUUCCCAUUAAGUGCUAAGGACCUCUUGCUGCCUUACGACAUUCCACUGACUCCUUACCCAAGCGGUGUGAGCCCCUGGUUCAUGAACACAGACAAGAGCCAGCCGGAUAUCUUUGGCCGAACUUAUCCUUGAUACAUGCUCUAUGUCGAUGGAAGAACACAAAACUGCAGUACCUAUUUAUCUAGAUCUUUAUCAUACAAUAUCAAGAUUGUGGAAAUGCUGAAUUAAUUUUUUUUAUAUUAAUAAUCUUUUUUUCUUCUUUGUUAUUAAUUUUACGUCACAACUUUUAUGAUUUGAUGAAAAUGUUUUUACUAUGAGAGAGUGCUAGUAGUUUUUAAUGACAUUUGAUUUCAUUAAGAGAGAAGACAAUAUCUGUAAUGUAUUUUUAUAACUUCUGUGGAGUUCUGAUACAUUUAUAAAGUUUUUAACAAUCUGAAAAA
This is a messenger RNA of Penaeus monodon (black tiger shrimp), 2756 nucleotides long. It is a transcript of the gene gkt, whose product is annotated as probable tyrosyl-DNA phosphodiesterase. Gene Ontology annotation, biological process: double-strand break repair; single strand break repair. Gene Ontology annotation, molecular function: single-stranded DNA binding; double-stranded DNA binding; 3'-tyrosyl-DNA phosphodiesterase activity. Gene Ontology annotation, cellular component: nucleus. NCBI's taxonomy places the organism in Eukaryota, Metazoa, Arthropoda, Malacostraca, Decapoda, Penaeidae. Bases 193 to 2448 code for a protein of 751 amino acids. The record is from RefSeq and is a predicted model, not a curated record. The transcript is spliced from 16 exons.